GUACGUAUCCUGUUCGUAGCAACGCAUCUGGUGAGAGUGGCGGGGUUUAAAACGCUGUUUGCCCAAUCCCCGGGAAGAACGGUUCGCCCAUUUCGUUCUCGAGCAGGAGGGGGGGAGUGUCUCUUGAGACUUGUCCUUGAAAUUCUUGGAUUCCUUCGGGGCGCCUUGGGGGAGAGGGAGGGGGUGGUAAAGGGGGGUGUCAGGAUGUCUGGGUGUGGCUCCUAG
Colletotrichum costaricense is the source of this 225-nucleotide messenger RNA. RefSeq lists its product as uncharacterized. NCBI's taxonomy places the organism in Eukaryota, Fungi, Ascomycota, Sordariomycetes, Glomerellales, Glomerellaceae. The record is from RefSeq and is a predicted model, not a curated record. The annotation marks the transcript as partial. The transcript has a single exon.